CACGGAUAAAACAGGAAGCGGGUUUGUGCAGCUUAACCUGUUCUCCUUUUCUCACUUUUUUCUAUUUACUCUCUUUUUUUUAAACUGAGGAGGAAGAAGCUAAUUUUUUCCUGAUUUUUAUGUUCUUCUCUGAUUAAUGUGGCCCCUGGAUAUUUACUAAUCAGGAAACAUUCGCCCCUGAAUGCACUAUGUCGACAGACGAGUCGUAUAAUUACGUCUACAAAGGUGAGUGGAAUUUAUUUAAGCUGUGAUUGUGUGGGGAAGGAUUUAACACACAGAGCAGGUAUGUUUUUCUGUCAGGUGUAACUCUGGCUGUGCCCCGAUUAUAGAAAAAGGAGGAAGUGAUACCUCUGUGUGUAUUUGUCUACUUGACCCUUGACCUUUUGAUCAUAGGCGCUUUCCUUUCUUCUACACAAAGACCAUCCAGCAGCUUUAUGUGUAUUUUCCUAAUUGAAUUCAACAACCUAUGACUUCCCAUUCCAGUCAUUCCUCAUAGAAGUCAACCACAGGGUAGAUCUGCCAUGUUUGUGUCAUGUCACGGUGUGUGACGUCUCAUGAGGGUGAUAGAAAGUCAAAGACACGUGUUCCCAGAGAUAAAAGAUAGGAAUCCUUUUGCUGGAUAAUCUAGGUCUGACUCAUUAAAAGUUGUAUUUCUGCUCUGAUGUGUGCUUAAAACAGUCUCUUACAAGCCCUGAUGUGGUGAUAAGGUAUUUCAAAUGAGUGUCUCCUCUCUGUGCCUGUUCAGUGGUUUUGAUAGGGGAGUCUGGGGUAGGAAAGAGCAACCUCUUGUCACGUUUUACCAAGAAUGAGUUCAACCACGACAGUCGCACCACCAUCGGUGUCGAGUUCAGCACGCGGACCGUUCAGAUAGAAAACAUAACCAUCAAAGCCCAAAUCUGGGACACUGCAGGACUGGAGCGCUACAGGGCCAUCACCUCAGCGUGAGUACACAAUCACACACGUCAAACCUUCUCCGUGUGUGUCAAUCAAUCCCAGGUUUAACCCUGUUUGUGCCGUCUCUGUGGGACUCAGGUAUUAUAGAGGAGCAGUUGGAGCGCUGUUGGUCUACGACAUCACCAAACAUCUGACCUAUGAGAGCGUGGAGCGAUGGCUGAAAGAGCUGCUGGAUCAUGGAGACCAGCACAUUGUUGUCAUGCUGGUGGGGAAUAAGACAGACCUGGGGACACUCAGGACGGUGCCCACAGAGGAGGCCAGAGCCUUUGCAGGUGGGUCCAUUUAACAACAUUACUAGAGGGUGCAUGGUGCUGCAGUGGUCAAGAUGAUUGAAUCCCAGCAAAGUUCAAAACCCUGACUCUGCAGGGGCCUUUCUGUGGGGAGUUUGAAUGUUCUCCAAGGGUACUCCAGUUUUCUCCCAUGAACUAAAAACAUGCUUUAGAUGGCUGUAUACAACAUCAUAAAUUCAAUGCACAGUCAUCGUGGCCAUAAAGUAUCCCAAUAACAAUACGAAUGUGUUAUUUUGGGGAAACGGAGAAUCAAGUCAAAUUGAGGUCAGACAAACAAGUGUGGAGCAAAACCUUCCUUGUCAUGCUAUUUAUUUUGUAAAGUUGUGCUUUUACUUAAAAAUAUGCCACUUCUGGUAUAUUGUAAAUUACAACUGGACCAAAUGAUGUGAGUGAAUGAUAUGAGUUGAAAUAUUUACUUAACCAGUAGCCCAAAGAACAAACUCAAAUGUUGUUUUUGUAUCAUAAUUAAGCUUUUAAAUCAGUUUUAAAAGUGUCUUGUCAUCUCUAACUUUGAGUAUGAUACUGCAUAAAAAAUUAGGAAGUAAUCAGACACAAAAGCCACAUUUAAAUACUCAUGCACAAAGUUCAAGUGUGGCAUUUUAGCACACGAGUGCUAAUAAAAAUCCCUCUUAUUCGAUCAAAUGUUUAGCCCAUUGUAUAAGUGGUAUACUUUUAGUUUUUUGAGUGCUAUUCCUUUAUUAUUUGUUCAAAAAUUUUAGCACCUACCAAAGAGUGUGUUUAACAGCCUGUUUCAUGUUAAUGUAAUCUUUGUCUUUUGUUUAAACUUAGAGAAAAAAGGUCUCAUGUUCAUUGAGACGUCAGCGUUGGAUUCCACCAAUGUUGAAGCUGCGUUCAAUGAAAUCCUCACAGGUAAAGAAGCUUGGUCCAUGUACCCUAACACCCUCACCUCAGCUCCUGUCUUUGACUCUCCAUCUAAUGUGUCCUCUCUUUUCUAUGUCCAGUGAUCCACAGGAAAGUGACCAGCAGAGAGGUGACCCGUGGCUCCAUCUGUGCUGUGACCCUGUCCGGCCCCAUCGGGCCUAUUGGAGAGGCCAAGGAGGAGAGCGGGGGCUGCUGUAAGAGCUCCUAA
This is a messenger RNA of Xyrichtys novacula (pearly razorfish), 2334 nucleotides long. The record is from the annotation of a GenBank genome assembly. Lineage: Eukaryota; Metazoa; Chordata; Actinopteri; Labriformes; Labridae.